Molecule: messenger RNA, 1402 nt
Organism: Bradysia coprophila
Lineage: Eukaryota; Metazoa; Arthropoda; Insecta; Diptera; Sciaridae
Biological process (GO): sensory perception of smell; detection of chemical stimulus involved in sensory perception of smell
Cellular component (GO): plasma membrane
Molecular function (GO): olfactory receptor activity; odorant binding
Source: RefSeq, a predicted model, not a curated record
AUAACUUGUGGACUGGACAGUAUGUCCGUUUCAUUUCAAGUGGAAAUUUCGAAACAAGAACAUCCAAAAUAAUUUGUGGACUGGACAGUUUCAUUUCAAGUGGAAAGUCGAAACAAGAACAACAGGCAAUGGAGAAAGAAUACAGAUUGAAGGUACCGGAUACAGUCCAGCGAAUGACUAAAAUUUAUCACAUCGUCGGACUGUGGAAGAGUGGGAAUGGGAACGUUGUUUCGAUGCAACAGGCAGCUUACUUUAUUUUCUUUUUCGGAUUUAUACUGGCAUCGUUGAUCGGAAUUUGGACAAUUGACGAUGCCGAUAACGAUGUAUUUCUGGUAUCGGUUGUUCUGGUUGGAAUAGUACAGACGUAUCGACUGUACUUUAUUAUCUGUGAGCAAAAACGAAUUGUCGAUUUCAUGCAUACAAUUAGCAUUAACAGUACAGCCGAUUAUAAAACCUUUUACAACGCAAACAACAAACUAAAAACGUUUGAGACAUUUACCAAGUCUUUCUUUGGCAUUUUAUUCCUGUUAUGGGUUUGUGUUAUAAGCUUGCCUCCUGUUAGGAAGCAGCUAAUAUUCGAUAUAGCCUUCCCAUGGGAUUACGAAACCAAUGAAUGGGCUUUUUGGAUGGGACAUGCAUAUGUAGUUGCAACGUAUACUAUGUCAAUAACUAUCUUUAUGUUUGUAUUCAUGAUAUGGUACAUGAUGCUGAUCUUUGUGAUAAAAUAUGAGUUACUGGCGAGUGAGUUUCGAAAUUUGGGAGCAGUGAGGGAAGGAAACGCAAGCGAAGAGACUGUGGAAAAUAUGACAAGAGCUCAAGACAAAAUAGCUUCACGUUCGACAAAUUUAGCCAAGUCUGAAGGAGGAGAAACAUCUUAUGUUAAAAAUUUGGUUGAGGCAGUCAAACGACUCUACACAAUUAAUGGACAACUCGACGGGUUUGAAUUAAAAUUCUCCACAAUAUUUCUACUUCAAAUUAUCACAAGCAGCAUUUGUAUCUGUGGAGCUACCUUCGUGUUGGCGUUCACCCAUGACAACUUCUUUCAAGACGCAUUUUACAUCAUCGAGAUCAUCUACUGUUUGGCCGAUAUUUUUGCUGUUUUGUACUUGGCAAACGAAAUCAUGUUAUCUGCUGACAAAUUGUCUUACUCUCUCUUCGAAUCCAAUUGGUUUGUUCAGACGCAAUCCUGCAAGAGGAAUAUUCACAUUACGAUGGAAUAUCUGAAACAGCCGAGAUGUUUCGUAGUUGGUAAAUUGUUUCCUAUGAACAUCGAAACAUUUAUUGUGAUCGUUAAACGUUCCUACAGCAUGUUCAAUAACUUAGGAAGUUUUAAACAGUAGAUCGUUCCGUGUAAACUGUAGCACACUUAUCAAUGAUGUUCGGCUGGGUUGAGUUAAGAUAA